AUGGUGGAGGUGUAUGAGGCGUGUGGGGUGCGGUUCACCCGGGCUGUGCAGCAGCACUACGUGUGCAGUCCCAGGGAACUCACCAGGUGGACUAGAGGGAUCCGAUUCGCCCUGGUGCAUGGGCAGAAAGCGGUUAAGAGGGGUGGAAAGGGAGGCGGGGUCGAUAGGGGGGAGAAUGGGGCGGUUGAGAGGGGUGACAAGGGUAGGGUGAGUGGGAAGAGUGGUAAGGGGCGUGUGAGUGCUGGUGUUGCGAGAUUGGGUGGUGGUGUGGGAUUGAGUGGAGCGACAAGUGCAAAUACAGGCGCUGGUGGUGCUUCUGCUGGUGGUGAUGGGGAGGGCAGCUGGGCGGCAAGGCUUGUCCUGACGUGGCUGCAUGAGGGGAUGCGGAUCUGGUAUGAUAGGCUGGUGGGGGAGGAGGAGCGGGAAUGGACGGCAAAGCUGCUUUUGCGGGUGGCAAGGGAAAAGAUACUCCCGGUGCUCGUGCCUCUUAUAGGGAACACUCUUGUAACGAGUACAGGGAAUCCUGUUGCUUUUGCUGAUGGUGUUGCGGAUGGUGUUCCUGCUGUGCCUUUCUCGCUACCUGCCGACCCAAGCCGGUUGGUGUUUUCAUCUCUUCUGACGGGGCGGUACGAGCCGUGCGCGGUGGGCCACCUGAAAAAGCACCUGAAGUGGGCCCUGACAGGGGAGACCCCGGACGCUGCAGGAGGGGCAGGUGCUGGCCAGGUGAAACCAGGUGUUUCUUCAGGUGGUGGGGCAACAGAAAAGGGUGGGGACAGGAGAGGAGGAGCAGGCAAGCGGGCAUCAGGCAGCAAAACAGGGGAGGUGGAGCAGGAAAUAGGGAGGAAGGUUUUGGAAGAAUCGGAAGAACUAGGGGUGGAAAAGGGGGAGGUAGAUGAGGGGGAGGUGCAAGCAGGGGAGGUGGUAUUGACGGAUGAGUUUGUGUGUGCGGUGGUGAGAGCAGCGUCGGUGCUGCAGCAGCCGAUGGGGCAUCUGCUGCUGCUGGGUCCACCUGCGACUGGGAAAUCGACCGUUGCCAGGUCGGCGAUCGCUGUGAAGGGAUUGGUGGAGGUGCGGGUGGCGCUGCACAAGGGAUUCGAGGAGCGCCAGCUGGACGGCCCGCUGGAGGAGGCGCUGCGGGCGGCGGGGUGCGACGGGCGGCGCGUUUGUCUUCUUCUGGAGGAGGCGCAUCUGGUGGAGAGCGCGGUUUUGGAAAGGCUCAACUCGCUGCUGACAGGGGGAGACGUUCUCGGGCUGUUUGGGGUGGAAAAGCAGCAGGAGCUACUGGAAGCCCUCCAGUUGGCUGGCAAGGCGGAGGGAAGCGUGGAAGCAGCCUGGGCAGGGUUCAGAAGGAGGGUCCAAGCCAACCUGCACGUGGUGCUGGUGAUGACCAGCCAGGGCAGCGCUCACAUGCGCCAGAGCAUGCUGGCGAGUGGUGGUGCUGCUGCUGGUGCUGCUGGUGGUGCUGCUGCUGGUGCUGCUGGUGGUGGGGCUGAUGGGGCUGGGGAAGCGAAGGAGAGGCAGCUGCUUGCGGAGGUUCUGGUGGCGAUUCAUGGCUGCGGUGUUAGUGCUGUUAGCGAGUCACUCAAUAACAGAGCUUCCGGGAAGGCUGGGCUGGGAGGGGAGCAGCAGCAACAGGGGAGCUUGCAGCAUUCGUUCUCCCCAGACUCUCUCAUCUCCCUCCGCUCCUUCUCCGACCUCCUCACCCACUUCCACUCCUCCGUCUCCCUCUCCCACCGCCGCACACACCGCACCUUCCAGCACCUCUCCCUGGGCCUUACCAAAGUCACAGCCGCAGAGCACCGCGUGGUACUCCUCCGAAAACAUCUAGAACUCAAAUCGAAAGAACUCGAGGUAAAAGAAGCGGCGGCGAACGGGAAGCUGCAGCAGAUUGCGGCUGAGCAAGCGCUGGGGGAGAGACAGAGGGCAGAGGCGCAGGGGCUGAUUGCGAGGUUGGACGAGCAGGCGAGGAGCGUGGAGAGGCACAGGCGGGAGGCGCAGGAGAAUCUGGAGCGGGUGGAGCCGGCGGUCGAGGCGGCGAAAACGGCGGUGAAGUCGAUUAGGAAAUCGCAGCUGGAUGAUCUCAAGGCCAUGCCGAAUCCACCGAGCGCGAUUAAACUGAGGGCAGAGGCGCAGGGGCUGAUUGCGAGGUUGGACGAGCAGGCGAGGAGCGUGGAGAGGCACAGGCGGGAGGCGCAGGAGAAUCUGGAGCGGGUGGAGCCGGCGGUUGAGGCGGCGAAAACGGCGGUGAAGUCGAUUAGGAAAUCGCAGCUGGAUGAUCUCAAGGCCAUGCCGAAUCCUCCCAGUGCCAUCAAGCUGACGCUGGAAGGAGUGUGCCUCCUCCUGACAGGCUUAAAGCCCACGACGUGGCAGGGCAUUCUCUCGGUGGUGCGCCGGAACGACUUCAUCCCCUCUAUACUGGGAUGCGAUAUGGAGGCCAUAGACCCCGUGCUGGUGCUGCGCGUGAAGAGAGAGUACCUGGACGCACGGGUCAUCUCCUUUGAUGCCGUCAACAGAGCCAGCAAGGCGUGUGGUCCUUUGUUCUCGUGGUUAGAGGCAGCGGUGCAGUACGGUGAGAUCAUCCGGGCCGUGCAGCCCAUGCGGGACGAGAUGGAACAGCUGGAGGGGGAGGCGGGCAGCAUGGCGGAGGAGCUACAACACGUGCAGGAGUCCAUCGGUAACCUGGAGCAGCGCAUGGAAGCAUGCAGGGAAGAGCACUCCCUCCUUCUCUCUGCCUGUGAGGCCAUGCGCGCCGACAUCCACCAAUCAAAGCUUGCCAUGCAACGCGCCGCCAGCUUAGUCAAAGACCUGACGUACGAGCGUGACCGUUGGAUGAAGCAGCGCGAAAUGCUCAAGAGCCGCGCGGCGGCGUGCUUAGGCGACGCUUUGCUAAGAGCUGCGAGUCUUGCGUAUCUGGGACCGCUGGAGCUCGCGGAAAGGCAGCGGCUUUUAGCUAAGUGGCAGGAGGUGGUGGGUUCCCGGGGGUUGAAGUUUUCGAAGGGGGGUGUGCUGAGGGGUGAGGUGGGGUUGGACGGGGUUGGGGAGAGGGGAGGGGAGGGGGGUGAGGAGGGGUGGGGAGGGGUGGAGGAGGAUGAGGAGGUGGAGGAGGAGCGGGCGAAAUGGGAGGCGAUGGGGUUACCACAGGACGAGUACGCGUUACAGAACGCGGAAUCGGUGCUCAAGUGCCGGAGGGUGCCUCUGCUUGUGGACCCAUCUGGAAGAAUGGUUGAGUUUCUUAGGAAGGUUCUUUCCUGCUCUGCCUCUGCUGCUACAGCUGGUUCUGCUACAGCUGAGUCUGCUACAGCCGGGAACACCGAGUCUGCUGCAGCCGAUUUCGCUACAGCCAAAAAUGCUCCUGGUUUGAGUGACAGUCAGCGUUCAGGGGAAGUGAAACAGGAGAUGGGAGUGGUGUGUGUGAGCGCACAGGAGGAGGAGAGUGUGCUGGCACGAGCAGCGGAAAAAGCACACCUGCUGAGCCGCGUGAUUGGUCGGGAGCGCGCUGACGUGGCGCAGCAGAGAGACCGGGCGGCGGCUCUGCAGGAGCGAUGCCGAAGGAGAUUGCGCCAGCUGGAGGGGAGAUUGCUUGAGGUGCUGACGUCACCAGAAGAGGAUGGGGUUACCGGGAAGGAAGCAGGAGGUGUGAUUACCGGGAACGUGGCUGUGACACCUGCUCGUGCUGCUGGGAAUGGUGGCAGUGUCAGUAGCACCCCUCCUACUUUCAGCAUGUUUACCCCUCUCCCUCCUGUAAUGGACGAUUCUACAGUCUCAAAAACCCUCGCUCAGAUUAAAAAGGACGCAGCAGCGGUGAAGGCAAAGGCUAGAGAGCUGGUGGCCGCUGUACUGAGUGAGCUUAUAACGAGGACGGCAGAGGCAACAGAGUACCGGCACCACCUGCCUGUGGCCCUCGCCCUAUCCCGUUGCGCCAGGCUGGCAGAUGACGUGGACUGGGUUGGCUUGGCUACAACUGUCGCUGCGAAGUUUGCUACAGGGUCUGUUGGUGCUACUGGCACUGCUACAGCCCCUGCUACAGCUUUGGACGCAGGCAAAGCAGCAAGGGAGAUUUCAGCCGCAGUGAAAGAGGAGCUGCAGCGCACGACUGCUGGGGCAGCUUAUAGCGAGUAUGAGGCCAGGAGGGGUGCAGCAGUGGAGGCAGUGGCUGGGUUCGUGGAGUCAAUGGCAGUCAACGCGGGUCAAACGGACAUUGCUGGGCGGCGACUGGUGGAGGCUGUAAUCAGUCAAGGAGACGAUGCAGUGGCAGCGGCACAGCAGGCAGUGGAGAGAGCGGCGAGGGAGGGGCGGUGGGUGGUGCUGUGCAACGCGCACCUGGCUCUAUCGGUGCCCAGGCACGCUGCGUGGCUGCAGUUACUGCUCAACUCGUUACAGUCACACGGUUUAUCGGUGCCGCUGCAUCGGGAUUUCCGGCUGGUGCUGACGGUGGAAGCCGCGGGGGCGGCUGUACGGCUGAUGCCACCCAAGCUGGUGGAGGCGUGCGACGUGCUGGUGAUGGAGGCACCGGCUGGGGUGAAGGGAAGCAUGCAGCGAUCUCUGGAUUCCAUUCUCUCUCUCUCGGCCAGAGGCAGCAGCCAGUGGAACGAGCGGCUGAGAGUUAGAAACUCAGCGGAGGAAGCAGAGAGGGGCAGCAGCAAACCGAGUGGGGUUACAGUGGAAAAGAGGCGACAGGGGAAGCAGCAGCAGCAGAUGCUGCGAGUGCGAGGGGGUGAGGAGGAGGAGGAGGAAGAGGAAGAAGCGGAGAGGGGUAGCAGCAAACCGAGUGGGGUCACAGGGGAGAAGCGGCGACAGGGGAAGCAGCAGCAGGUGCUGCAAGUGCGAGGGGGUGAGGAGGAGGAGGAGGAGGAGGAGGAGAGGAGGAGGAGGAGGCAGAUGCUGCGGGUGCGGGUGGGCAUGGCGUGGGUGCAUGCGGUGCUGCAGGAGCGAGUGCACUACGUGCCGAGAGGGUGGCUGUGCCCCUACACCUUCAUGGACCAUGACUUCACCUGGGCCCUAUCCCUGCUGCACUCCUGGCAAGAAGACAGCCCUGCCCACCUAACACCUCUCAACUGCCUGCCAGCAGUGCGGACCCUCCUCCUCGACAUAGCCUACGGGCUCAAGAUGGAGUCCCCUGAAGACCAUGGCACCCUCUGCCGCAUCGUCUCCCAUGUGUUUGGAGAUCCCAAGGCGUUUUUCGCACCACGCGUUCUCAUCAUCAUUCUUCAAUUGUCCUCCGUUGCUCCUAGUUGGGCACUGAGUCGAUCACCGGAUGGCCUUCAAUCGGAGACAGCCGUCCCUUCGCAUGUCCCUGAAACGUUCACUUCAUCAGUUAAUGUUGCUGCUAAUCCAUUCAUUCUCAGAUCCAGGCCUGAAACCACCCUUUCCUCAACAUCCGAGUCUGCUUUGAGUCUUCUCGUUACUCUUCCCACAGACACCGAAUCUGCAGCAUCUAUUGCUGAAUCUCCCCCCUCCCUCGUGGCUGGACUUUCCAAACCUAGAGAAACAGGUGCGAGGCCGGCUGGUGGGGCUGCAGAGAAUCCGAAGGUGACUGGUGGGGAAGCAAAGAAUGCAACGACGGCUGGCGAGGAAGCAGAGAACGAAGCAGAAGAGGAGGCGGAGGAGGAGAAGGGGAUGGGGGAGGAAGAGACGAGAGGGGUGGAGGUGGAUGGGGGAAAUCAGACUGCGAAGGGAGGGAAGGAGGGGACAAUAGAAGAGGGCGUGAGUGGCGGGGGGCAGAGGGGAGAGGGCGUCAGUGGGCAGCAGCAGAGGGGGGAGGGCGUGAGUGGGCAGCAGCAGACAGGUGAGGGCGUGGAUCAGAAGGAAAGGGAGGAGGAGAGUGAGUUGAAGGGAGGGGAAAAGAAGGGAGAGGAGGUGAAGGAAGAAGCGGAGGAGGAUGAAGAAGUGAAGGUUGGGCCAGCGGAUUUGGGGAUGGAAAAGGUGGACGAGGCAUUAGCAGCAGCAGAAGAGGCAAUCAUGCCCAAAGUUAAAGGUUCUGAUGCUGCUGGUGCUGCUGCUGCUGCUGGUGCUGGUGGUGUGAAUGUCACAAGUAGUGUAGCGAAUGAUACAAGUAGGGUGGGAGGUACUAAGGAUGGUGAGGAGGAAGCGAAAGUGGUGGGGAAGAGGGGGAGUGAGGGAGGGAGUAAAGAGGAUGCAGGAUUGCCUGGGGAGGAGGAGAAGGAGAGUGGGGAAGCGGCAGAGGAAAAGGCAGAGGAAACGGAAGAGGAAAAAGCAGAGGAAACGGAAGAGGAAAAGGCAGAGGAAACGGAAGAGGAAAAAGCAGAGGAUGCAGCUGCAGCAGAGGAGGUUGAAGAGCUAGCGGCAGAGACAAAGGAAGGUGGGGAAUCGGAUGCUUCCCUGGAAGAUAUGACUGCUGCAAAAGCCACUGUGGGAAAAGGUACAGCAGCGGGUAGCUGGAGGGUCAGCAAGGCAGGUAGCGAAGACUCAGCAGCAGCCACUGCAGCAGCGGGAAAAGAUGUUACUGUGGUCGAUUUGACUGCUGCAAAUGCUACUGCUGGAAAGGACACGUCUGGAACGGGUACUCUUACCGGAGCAGGUCUUACAGGGGAUAGUGUGAUGAGAGAGGGAGAAACGGGAGAGGAAGAAGAGGAGAGGGAGGGGAAAGGGGGUUUGGGUGAUAAUAUUGCUAUUACUGAACGGCAGGGGAAGAAGGGAGGUGGCCAGAAGGGGGUGAGAGUGGGAGAGGGAGGGGAAGCAGAGCAAGAGGAGAGGGAGAAGCAGGGGGAGGAGGGUUUGGAAGCAGCAGCGGAGGGAGGAGAGGAAGGGCUUUUGCAUAGCAGGUCUCCGGGUAAAACUGGGAAGGGGGCUGCAGCUGAGGGUGGGGUUGAGGGUGGAUCAAUGGAUGCAGAAGCAGCAGCAGAGGAAGAAGACUCAGUGGCAGGUGGAAGGGUAUCUGGAAGGCCUGCAGCAGCAGCAGCUACUGGUGCAGAGAAGGAGGCUGAGGGGAAGAGAGGACAAGCAGGUGGUGCUGGUGGUGCUAGGAAGAGAACAGGUGGAGAGGAGGAUUAUCCUGCUGCGGAAGAGGCGAGAGAAGGGGAGAGUGAGGAUGGGAGUGAGGAGUAUGAGGUGAAGAGGGGGAAAGUGUCCGUUGGUAGUGAUGCUAGGAAAGGAACAGAUGCAGCUGAGGGAGAGGAGUAUCCUGGUGAUGUGGCAGGGGGAGGUCUGCCAAGUGGAAAGGGAGAAGGGGCUGGGAAGCUUGGUGGUGGUGGCGGUGGUAGGGGUGGUGGGGCUGGUGGGGCUGGUGGGGCUGGUCACGGGGAGUCUCCGUAUGGGGGAGAGGAGGACGAGUAUGGAACUCCUAAGGAUUUCGGUCCCGAUGCUGGUGCUCCUGGUGCUGCUGGUCGUAGUGAGCAAAGCAAAGGGGCUUGUGAAGGAGUAGCCUCGGGCUUGGAAUCGGGGGAAGAGGAAGAGUAG
This is a messenger RNA of Closterium sp. Yama58-4, 7416 nucleotides long. The record is from the annotation of a GenBank genome assembly. Lineage: Eukaryota; Viridiplantae; Streptophyta; Zygnematophyceae; Desmidiales; Closteriaceae.